UUAACUUCUCUGGCUCUGUUUUCUUUGUUUACCCAAUGAAUCCCUGAACCGGAAGAAAAAUACAUUCUUAGCGCCUGAGCACCUGGUUUGCAUUUGACUACAAAAAUCAGAACUAACAAAACAAACUCCCUCAUUUCAGAAAUCCAAGUUAAAAGUGGAACAAAUUCACAUUCACAUUCAAAUUUACCAAUCGCAGCCAGAUCUCGGAGCACCCCUUCUCUCUCGGGUUUCGGAGAGGGGAAAGGGGAAGAAAUCAGAAAAGAUCGCAACAUCUCUUCGAUUCGCCAUCGCCAUCGCCAGAAGAAAUGUCUCCAAUCUUCGAGUACUUCGUGGUGUGCGGGAUCGGACCAGAGAUUCGAACCAUGGACGGAAACAAAGGGUACCAUGGCCCUCAUAAAUGUUGCCUUCCCAUGGACAUACAACAAACCUGUUUAAAUUACAUGCAGGUCUGCCAACUAUGCAUCUUUGGUGACAGCUCAGCUUGUUGUGUUGGCAUCACACAUGGCUGGGCUGGGACUUCCUGAUAAUGAUGCUUGGUACAUGAUUGAAACAAUUGCAGAGAGGAAUAGCAUCGGAUCCAAGCAAUUUAUAAAGAUCAGAGGGUUCUUGUCUCAUAUCCAGCAAUUACGCAAUGGAUACUGGGGAAUCACCUCAAUGAAGGCACAGUCUGUGUUAUUACUUGCACUGCCAUCCCCGCAUUCUAAAGAUACCAAAGAUGAGAACCAGCAACCCUCUGAGGCAACUGGUGUUGGUAGAAACUGGUUGCAGAGUAUGUUCAGCCGAAAUAAAACAACUAGAUCCAGCUCAUUUAGUCACGUUCAUAGAUGGACGUCUGAUGGAGGAAACUCAGCUACAAAUGAGAAUGGGAGUCCUCGCAAACAAGAUCUGUCAAGUGGUGGCCAGAAAAAGCUUCAUACCAAUGUUCGCAUACUUAGGGGUCAUAAUGGUGCCAUUACUGCUCUCCAUUGUGUUACAAAAAGAGAAGUGUGGGAUUUGGUCGGUGAUCGUGAAGAUGCUGGUUUCUUUAUUAGUGGAAGCACAGACUGCUCAGUUAAGAUCUGGGAUCCUAGUCUUCGUGGUUCUGAACUCAGGGCAACUUUAAAAGGGCAUACUAGAACCAUCCGUGCCAUAAGUUCAGAUAGGGGGAAGGUGGUGUCAGGAUCUGAUGAUCAGUCUGUUUUGGUGUGGGAUAAGCAAACAACUCAACUUCUAGAAGAGCUUAAAGGCCAUGAUGGACCGGUCAGCUGUGUGCGCAUGCUUUCUGGGGAGCGUGUGUUAACUGCAUCCCAUGAUGGCACUGUGAAGAUGUGGGAUGUAAGAACAGAUAGAUGUGUUGCAACUGUUGGUCGUUGCUCUAGUGCUGUUCUAUGCAUGGAAUAUGAUGACAAUGUGGGAGUCUUGGCUGCUGCUGGAAGAGAUGUGGUUGCUAACAUAUGGGAUAUCCGUGCUAGUAGGCAGAUGCAUAAACUUUCAGGACAUACACAAUGGAUACGGUCCAUAAGAAUGGUUGGUGACACUGUGAUUACUGGUAGUGAUGAUUGGACGGCAAGAGUAUCGUCUGUUUCUCGAGGAACAUGUGAUACUGUCUUAGCAUGCCAUGCUGGACCAAUAUUAUGUGUUGAGUAUUCUUCUUUAGAUAGAGGAAUAAUUACAGGGUCCACUGAUGGCCUGCUACGUUUUUGGGAAAAUGAUGAUGGAGGUAUACAUUGUGCAAAAAAUGUAACAAUUCACAAUGCUGCCAUAUUAUCUAUCAAUGCUGGGGAGCACUGGUUAGGCAUUGGAGCAGCUGAUAAUUCUUUGUCACUCUUUCACCGGCCCCAAGAAAGACUUGGUGGUUUUUCUGGCACUGGGUCCAAGAUGGCUGGUUGGCAGCUUUACAGAACACCACAGAAAACAGUUGCUAUGGUUAGAUGUGUUGCUUCAGACUUGGAAAGGAAAAGGAUAUGCAGCGGUGGUCGCAAUGGGCUUCUAAGGCUGUGGGAUGCAACUAUUAAUAUUUGAGCUUGAUCGUUAAAUGCAUGUUCACGUUUGUAAAUUCUAACAAUUUUAUAGGUGAAAAACAAGGUACUUAAUGAACAGGGGGGUUCUCCAAUAUUUUUUGUUUUAUUUCCCUUAUAGUAUAUAAUGUGCAAGAUAUGUCUGAUGAGUCCAACUUGUGAACAAUUGUAAUUUUGUGGUUAGAGGUUUCUGUAUCCUGAAUGUACAGACUGCUACGAAGAACAAGUUUUGUUAGUGUGUGGAUAGAUUUAGAUUUAAUGUCUACCAUUAAAGCCUCAA
Messenger RNA from Glycine soja, 2277 nucleotides. Its product is annotated as DENN domain and WD repeat-containing protein SCD1-like. Gene Ontology annotation, cellular component: cytoplasmic vesicle. Gene Ontology annotation, biological process: regulation of Rab protein signal transduction. Gene Ontology annotation, molecular function: protein binding. The record is from RefSeq and is a predicted model, not a curated record. The transcript has 13 exons. The coding region runs from base 502 to 2001 and encodes 499 amino acids. NCBI's taxonomy places the organism in Eukaryota, Viridiplantae, Streptophyta, Magnoliopsida, Fabales, Fabaceae.